UUCUGGUUGCGUGUUCAGGAAGGGAGAGAGGGAGGAGGAUCCACGUAAUGUGAGCUGCUGUCAGGAAACGAAAAAUGACAGGAAUACAGGUCAGAGUCAAGGACCUCCUGCGAUGCUUAUCGGUGUCCAAAACAGCUUCGCGUUUCUCUGAGAGACAGCGUCGCGCGCAGAUGCUCUCUCAAAACAAAGAUGUUACUGCAGUGUCUCCAUCCAAGAGAGCAAGAACAGAAACAAAGCCUGAAGAGGCAAAAUACGUGCUUAGAUUUUCUAAACUUUCGGAGCAUGCCACAACACCGACACGAGGUUCUGCAAAAGCAGCAGGAUAUGAUCUCUACAGUGCUUAUGAUUACUCCAUUGGUCCCCUGGACAAGGCGAUUGUGAAGACAGACAUCCAGAUUGCUGUUCCUCAUGGCUGUUACGGCAGAGUUGCACCAAGAUCUGGACUGGCAGCUAAACACUUCAUUGAUGUUGGUGCUGGUGUUGUAGAUGAAGAUUACCGGGGUAAUGUAGGAGUCGUGCUCUUCAACUUUGGCAAAGAAACAUUUGAAGUGAAAAAGGGUGACAGAGUUGCUCAGCUGGUGUGUGAGAAAAUCUGCUACCCAGAUCUGGUGGAGGAAGAGACUCUCGAUGAAACUGUUCGUGGUGCUGGAGGUUUUGGAUCUACUGGGCGCAACUGAGGGCUCCAUAAUGUUACUGUAUCAGCAAUAAGUUGUUUUUCUAUGGUAAUAAAAACUAGGUGCUAAUAAAGUCA
Molecule: messenger RNA, 751 nt
Organism: Poeciliopsis prolifica (blackstripe livebearer)
Lineage: Eukaryota; Metazoa; Chordata; Actinopteri; Cyprinodontiformes; Poeciliidae
Gene: dut
Product: deoxyuridine triphosphatase
Exons: 7
Coding region: 75-677 (200 amino acids)
Biological process (GO): dUMP biosynthetic process; dUTP catabolic process
Molecular function (GO): magnesium ion binding; dUTP diphosphatase activity
Source: RefSeq, a predicted model, not a curated record